Paramuricea clavata is the source of this 6473-nucleotide messenger RNA. The record is from the annotation of a GenBank genome assembly. Lineage: Eukaryota; Metazoa; Cnidaria; Anthozoa; Malacalcyonacea; Plexauridae.
AUGCCAGCGUAUGGUGAAAAGAAAGGCAAGGCCUCAUCAAGCAAAUCCAAAGACGUCUUUGAUUUUGAAGCAGAUUCUGAUAUCAGUAAACGAGAAGUUGCAGUGAAUGUUACAGGUAAGUUUUGGAAAUAUGCGGACUAUUAGAGAAUAAAGUUAACUAUAGUUAUUACAAAACAAAUAUGCAUCACUAUCAUGCACCUGUAUUACAGUAUACCGAAUCUAGAUUUGACUCCUCUUCAGAAAUGAAAUUUUAACCAAAUUUUACAACAUCGCAGGGAUUUCAGAAAUAUUCUGAGUAGGUGUCUGUUUCGAUAAAGUAGGCGGCUGUUGGGAGGGGGCGGUCUACAGGGUGUCUAAAAAAAACGCUAUGGAAAUUCAACAGGCUGUCGUGCAUCAUAAACGUGGCUAGAUCAAUUCAAUUUUUACAUAUUUAUAAAAUCCAAAACCCCAGGAUUUCCUGGAACCCAUGGCAGGGGAACCGCUAAAUAGGGGUGCACCGGAACCAGCUUUUAAGUUCCGGCCGGAACCGGAUUCGACCGGAACUGCAAAAAAGUUAUUCAAGUCAUCAAGGAGAGAGCUCGCAAAUGUUAGAAUAAAAAGAUUGACAAGCGUUAAACGUCAUAAUGAAGUGUUAAUAUUGUACAUUUCCCUUGCGUAGUCCAAAUUUCUUCCUUCUGUGACCUUUUGUUAGAUACAAAAACAUUUGAUAUUCUAUCUCUCUUAAAACGACAGAGUUCCUGUUCCGGCCAUGCUUUUUUUAUUAGUUCCGGCCGGAACCGGAACUCUAAAAAAUCGGGGCUCCGGGCGGAACUAACCGGCGGGAACCGAGUUCCGGUGCACCCUCACCGCUAAAUAACGGAAUAUACGCAUGGGACUAUUAUUAAUUAAGCCCUUGAAACCUUGUUUAAUAUUAUUUUUAUCCAAGAAACAUGGAUAAAGGUGAGCGGAUCAGGUUAAAAAAUAGGUAAGACACAACAAUGCUCAAAACAAACAUAUUUAGAAAUCCAAGAUGUAUUGUGGAUUAUCCUUUGCAUUGUGGUUAUAGUGGUAUCACUGAUAAAGAUAGCGGCCUCGAAUGAAAAUAUUGAAUGUUUUCGCGAAUAUUUUGCUGUUGGCUAUCGCGCACCUGAGCCUAGCUUUUUUUAAAAGUUCUUGCACGGGUCAGGACAGAAAAUAAGCCAUCUUGAAUAUCACUGAUACCACUAUAACUACAAUGUAAAGCGUUACGAAAACGUAAUAAGGGGGAUCACUAUCAAUUUAAGUGGGGUGUGCAUCAUUUUAGAGAAUGGUCGUGGAAGUAAGAGAGGAAAGAAGAGAUCGUUUGAGACACCAAGUACAGUGGAUUUUUAUGAUUCAAUGGAGGAAGACCAAGAUGAUGAGGCUAAAGGAUGGUAACUAAUUUCAUUGAUUAGAUGUUAUUUCUAACUGUUAUUUAACAAUUAGCCACUGAAGGCGAGGUGAUUACAAACCUAUAUCAGUUCCCUGGGCUACGAAGUGAAUAUAGUCUUGCAUGUGAUCACCGAGCCUGAGGUGACUAAUUGUUUUAGCAUAAAUUCAGUAUUGAAAAAUAACAACAUAUACAAACAGUGCAAAUAUAAUUCACUUCACUCUUCCGCUUUUGAGUCAAACAAAUCCAGCUGUCGGAACCUUGUCGCCCGAACCUUGGAGACUAUCUUUGAAAUAGAAUCCAGAAAUAAAUUUGUAUGAUGUUGAACUGUACCUCAGCGUACACUACUAAACUAUAUUGGGAGUACUACUCCCAAUAUAGUUUGCUCACAGUCGCAUAUAUGCACAUAUAAUAGAAAAACUAACAUUAACAACACAGAAACGUUGGAAAAUAUCAACAAUUAACAUGUAGUUUCUUCCGUUGAAAACGAUUGCAAAUCCUUGUAUGUUUGUUUGUAGUGGCGACAUAGAAAUGCAGAACUUAUUGGCUAGCUUUGGUGGUAAGUGUUUUGAACUUUGGGACGGUCUUUACAAAAAUAUUGGAUGUGCAAACGUAGGCCGCCAAUAUAUUCCAACCUCUCUUUUUUGCAUUUUUGUCUAAUGAAUACAAUCAGGUUUUAUCAGUUUUUAUCGCUGAGUGCUGUAAACGCUACUUGGUUAUAUCGACUAUCUUUCUGAUAUAUUCUGCAUUACAAAGGGUUUGGGUUAUUUUCAUUAAACUUUAUAACAUAUACAUCCUAAAUUAGGCUACGUUUUUACCCAUUUGUGUUGAAGAUGAGUAUUGUCAUGUAUGCAGUCGAUGGAUGAUUUCGUGAGAUGACGUUUAGGUCACAAAUCGCACUAUCGUAUUGUAGCUAACCUAUCCUACAGGUCCUGAUAGAUUUGUCGUUUCAGCGGAGUUUGUUGUGACAAAUCAUUUUCGCUGUCUUUUGUUUAGCUGAUAUUCGUAAAACGAUUGCCACAAAAAAGAAGAAUGUUCAUCAGUUCACAGCAGGCGCACUCAAGACAACCGAUAAGAAAGUUGGUGAAAUUUGGAAGAAACAAAAAUCUGAUAGGUUUGCAUUUUAAGCAAUUUCCAAAAUUUACUAUCCAAAUAGACACCGUUUUGAUUUUAAUAGGCAAUUCCAGCUUUUAAUUUAGACGCGCAGGGGGCGACGGGAAGUAAGGUAUCAUAUUGCUGAUUAUGCUGAAAAAUUUCAAUAAGUUUUUAUUGAAACAACCGAAAUAUUUCCAUAUUUACAAGUAUAAGCUAUGACUCUGUGUUUACACGGCCAUCAUUUUUAUAUCUUCAGCAUAAUCAGCAAUAUGGUACCUUACUUUCCAUCUGCCCUGCACGCAUCUGACUCGUACACAGUCGUCAAUUACGAUUUAUAUAGAUCAGUGGACGGAGGUGUGCGUUGCAUGAUGGGAGCAAUGAAGAAAAAUUGACAUUUUAGACCAAACCAGGAGUAGCUACGAACACGAAGCUGAAAUGUAUUUAAUAGUAAAACUAUAGAGGGCACUCGUAAACUGGAUACAUCCGCCAGCGAGGUGGAGGUGUGCACUCUCCGAGUGUUAUCAUGCUGAUAUGAGAAGUACUAGUUAAAAUAUGAGCAGCUGAUCUUUAUGGGCAUUUACAAUGGCAACUGGCAAGCGCGCAGCGCGAAUAUUUUAAAAAUUAUUUGUUUACUUUAUUGGUAUUCACUGCCCAUGUGGACAAUCAACGCUUCAUUAGCAGGCAUUUCAAAUCUGAAUUAGUAUUGAUAACUUUCAUACACAUCCCUGCUUCUGAAUUAGUAUUGAUAUAAACUUUUCAUAAACAUAUCCCUCUAACCUGACUUUCUGAUCUUUAUUGCCAGUUAUACAAGUAUGCACAUGUGACCUAAAUACCACGUUGUGAUUUGUUCGUAGCCUUAUUAAUUAUUCAUGGUUAAGAAAUGCACACAAUAAUGUAAACGCGGAUGAAAAUGUAACCUCCUGGCGGAGGUAAUGAAUAAUUUCCUUUGAGCUCGUUCAUAAUAUUUAAUGUCACUUAGUACUACAACAUUUUUACAUUUAUGACUGCAAUAUUUUUCUAGGUCAAAGCUUAUUGAGGAAUAUUCAAAGUCUAUUAAAAGUGCCAUGAACCAAUGGGAUAUUGAUGUUGGAAAAUUGAGAGAAAGUGAAGAAGAAUACCAGGUAAAUACCUGUUCCUUCACUAAGAUAUUCUUAUACAAUCACUUUUCACUUUCAAAGUACUUGAUACACCAUUGGAAAUACUGUGAUAUUGUUUUGCAAUGUAAGUUGUAAUUAUGUGGAUACAUGGCGAAUAUAUACUGUAGGUCGUCGUGUGUACAUUAGCGCCCGUAUUAUAAAAGCUCACUCACACUCACACUCAAUGAGUGGAGGAUCAAUCUGAGCUUCUCUUGAGUGUCAAUGCUGUUUUUGAAUACAUAUUAAGGUACGACACUAACCCCCCAGAUAUUCAAAAACCGCAGUCAAUGACACUCGAGAGAAGCUCAGAUUGAACCUCCGCGCUCAUUGAGUGUGAGUGUGCUUUUAGAAUACGGGCGUAAGUUUCGGAAGUAAUAAAAUAUCAUUCCUAGCCAGCCUUUUAUGAACAACUUUAUUUGUUCUGUUGAAUUAUUUUCGGCUUUCCUGCUCAGCAACCUGCUCUUGUACCUGGAUCAAACGAGUUCGUAUCCGUUCGGUGGCAUAAUCAAAUUUGUACGAUUUAUAGUACAGCAGCUAGUAAAUACAGCAGAGGCGUGUGGUCGUAGUAGUGGAUAACGUCAUUUGCUACACCCUAGAGUCAGAGUUUGGAUUUAGGGGCUGGUAUGAUUCGGGCUAGGCAGGACGAGACAGUUGCCAAGAUCCCGCUCGAAAUGCGAACUCUGUUGAGUGUUUAUAAAAUCCCGCCAGAGCUGGAUGACGGGAUCUGUUGCCGGGAUCCCGCCUAGACGAGACGAAAAAUACCCAUAUCAACACUCUAUCCCAGCUAGACGUGGUGAACUUGCCAUCAGAAAUACUAUACGCAUAAACGCGUUUUUGGAAAAAGUAUGACGAUAAGCACUGAGAUGGUCUCCUUCUGGUGAAUAUUUACGGUUAGGUGGGACGAAAACUUUCGGUUACGCCUAGCCGGGAUCAUAUACACAGGGUGACAGGCCUUGAAACAAAAAAAUGCAGUGCAGAAUACGACAUAACUUACAUACAUAAGCCCGAACGUAAAAUUGUAUGUUUAAAUAAGACAAUUGAAACUUCUAAUAAUAUGCAGGCCGGCAUGAAGGAUCUAAUCACACACCGAUAUAAAUGUAUUCAACAGAUAGAUAACAUUUUGCUGUUGUCUGCUCAGUCAGCCGUUCCUUGCGUUAUCAGCAAUAUAGUAUUGUAAUUAUCAACCGUUAUCAGCAAUAAGUUUUUGGGUUGUAACCAUAACCCUAACCCCCACUCUAACCCCCACCCUAACCUCUAACCACUACCACCACCUCCGAUCCAUAAUACGCCAGUUACAUUUAGAACUAAAACUUUUGUCCAAUGCUUGUGGUUUUCUCUUCAUUGACAACCCAAUAACUUAUUGCUGAUAACGGUUGAUAAUUACAGCUCAGUUACAAAGCAUGAUAUCAUACGUUGUAGGAACAAGAAAAUGGCCCAUGAUCCGCUGGGUAUUAAGGCUGCGUUUGGGCGUUUAAACAAAAACGCUACGGCUAGCAUUCAUCGCCACGUUUCUUAGACCCCAUUUAUUACAUGAGAUCGGAACGAAGUCAAACCGGGACCAUUUCGUUUCGGUCACAGUAUUAUUUAUAAUAGAUGUCUACAUUAGACCGGAACGAAAAUAACUCGGACCAGUCUCAAGUCAUUCCGCCUGCUGGACCCGUGUCUGGACCGAGCCGACUGACUUCAGACCGGCAUGAAUUCAGACCGGGAUGAAUGUAAAUUACACAAAUACAUUUCAGACCGGUCUCGGCUGUAACCUUGACAUUGGAACAACACAUGCUAACAAAAGUCAUCUAAAAAAGAAAAUUGCUUGACAAGGGGAAUAAAUUGAAAAUUCUGUGAUUUUCGUACCGGUCUCAUGUAAACAUGUUGACAAUUUUCAUUCCAGUUUGACUUCGUCCCGGUCUCAUGUAAAAGGGGCCUUAGUAUUGACUAAUGUGUUUACAUUAUAACGGUCCGAGUGGUUUUGCCGUUGCAUACCAACUACGGACCACUUUAGGUUUGGCACUCCGGAUGCAAAUCUGUCUCAGUACGUUACGCUAAAUUUGCCAUAGCGUUAAGCCCAUUUUCCACUAGCCGAAUUUGUUCGCGCGAAGCGAAAAACAAAUCUUGGCAAUGUGAUUGGUAGCAAAAAAAAUCGCCCCGAAAAAGUUGAAUCAGUUCCUACUUUUUUACUGUUCGCGCGAACAAAUUCGCCUGGUGGAAAAUGGGCUUAAAGGCUGAUUUCCACCGUUGCGUUUUUUGUACGCACGUAAACGCACGUAAAACUUUGACUCGUUCUAUUUUUUAAAUAUUUUACAAAUAAGUUAACAAAUGCAUACUAAAACUUGCGGAACACUAAAUUAUGUUGCUUUAUUUAUUUGGUUAUUUGAUAAGUAACAUUUAAACGGAUUUAAAGUUUUACGUGCGUACAGUAUACUGUACGUACGCAUGAAAAAGGCAAAAAUAGUGUAAACGUGGCGUAAAUAUUUUACGUCACUGAAAAGGUGUCAUCCAGUGGGCCUGUCCUGUAUGAGAUCAUUGCUCUCGACCAAUGCAUUGUGUGGGAUAUAUACAUGACAAAUGUUUAACUCGAUUUCUAGACAUUGUUCCAGCAGAUGUUCAAAACCAUGCAACAACAGCGAGUUGUUCAAAGUCAGCGUAUUAAAACUGUGCUUCACAUAACUGAACAACUCCAUAAGAGUUUCGAUGAAUUGGAAAAUUGUCAUUUUGAACAACAGAAUAACGUGCAAGGAGAGUUGAAGAAGGAAAUGACUCAGUUACAAAAGAAAAUAAUCAAAGAAACUGUAAGGAAAUUUUAUUACUUUUUGUCGGUACGAUUGAAUGGAGAAACAGGUGCAGCAGCGCCUAUGUGA